Setaria italica (foxtail millet) is the source of this 594-nucleotide messenger RNA. Its product is annotated as E3 ubiquitin-protein ligase RNF185-like. Gene Ontology annotation, molecular function: ubiquitin protein ligase activity; metal ion binding; ubiquitin-like protein conjugating enzyme binding. Gene Ontology annotation, cellular component: endoplasmic reticulum. Gene Ontology annotation, biological process: ubiquitin-dependent protein catabolic process. The record is from RefSeq and is a predicted model, not a curated record. Lineage: Eukaryota; Viridiplantae; Streptophyta; Magnoliopsida; Poales; Poaceae.
AUGGCUACUGGAGACGUCGCCACGGUUAGACUGGACGUAGCGAGCAUUCUGUCACGACGUUCUGCACGUGUGCCUAUUGGAUCCAAGUUAUGCGAGGAUGCCCUGCAGGUGUGGCCCAAAUCAGAGUCCAGCGGCAUGGCGACCGCCAGCGAGCCUGUGGCGAGGACCAACAGCGGCGGUAGCGGUGGCGGCAGCAAGGACUCGGGCAGCUUCGAGUGCAACAUCUGCCUGGACCUGGCGCAGGACCCUGGGGUCACCCUCUGCGGCCACCUCUUCUGCUGGCCCUGCCUCUAUAAGUGGCUCCACGUCGACGUGCACUCCCAGGAGUGCCCCAUCUGCAAGGCCGUCGUCGAGGAGGGGAAGCUCGUCCCCCUCUAUGGUCGCGGUGGCACCUCCGCCGCUCCACGGGCGAGGUCUGUGGCCAGCGUCCAGAUCCCCAGCAGGCCGACCGGGCAGCGGCCGUCCACCACGCCGCAGCCUGACCACAACAACCAUUGCCCGCACAUGAACCUCUGGUUCAUGGGUGCUCAGGUGGCGGGCAGUGCAGCAGCUUCGCGGCGGUCGACGUCGCCGUGCCGGCUGUGGCGAGGAUGA